CGUCUCUCGCAGUGUUCGUGCUCAGGGACAACUGUGCGCUGUGAACGGAUAGGCCUCGUGUCUGUGCGUGCGGGAAUCCCCACCACCACGCAAAGGCUGUAUUUGGGCAGCAAUCAGAUCACGAAGCUCGAGCCUGGGGUGUUUGACAGUCUGACGGCACUGGAGGAGACACGAGACCAUGAGCGAAUCGAGGUGAAUGUAAUAGGUCUCUUACCAGCUGGGGUGUUUGACAGUCUGACCCAGCUGACUCUUUUGUCUCUGAGUGGCAACCGGCUGCAGGCCCUUCCCGAGGAAGUGUUUGACCGCCUGGUGAAUCUGCAACGCCUGUAUCUGAAUCAGAACCAGCUUAAGAGCGCUCUACCCGCUGGGGUGUUUGACCGCCUGGUGAAUCUGAAGAAGCUGCAUCUGGACUAUAACCAACUGCAGGCGAUACUGCCCACUCUGUUUGACCGAUUGACUGAACUGACGAUUAUGGUGCUGGACAAUAACAAGCUGACGACCGUUCCCGCUGGGGUGUUUGGCUGCCUAGUGAAAUUGCAGAAGCGGUAUUUGUAG
This is a messenger RNA of Lethenteron reissneri (Far Eastern brook lamprey), 555 nucleotides long. RefSeq names its product slit homolog 2 protein-like. Gene Ontology annotation, molecular function: protein binding. Lineage: Eukaryota; Metazoa; Chordata; Hyperoartia; Petromyzontiformes; Petromyzontidae. The record is from RefSeq and is a predicted model, not a curated record.